AAAUGUCGGGGAACCUGGCUCAAAUCCUGUUGCUGCUGUGUGAAUCUGCGGGCGGGAUGCUUUUUCAUGGCGCUUUUCGAGAUUUUCGCAUCGAUCCUGGGGUUCUUUGUUGGCGAAGGUAAGCAGAGAUGGUCGUCUGUUAGUAAUUAGCAGAGCUGCCUAUAUGGUGCACUUUUUUGGAUCGAUUUUUCUGAUGAUGAGCAGUAUCUUGAUCGAAUUUCUGGUGAUCAUCUAUCUGGUAACAGAUAUAAUCCACCUGAUCUUUUGUAGCCCCUUUAUAAUCAAUUAUGCGUUAAGUUGUAGCUUCUGCACUCUAGAAUCGAUUCCUGUAUUCUUCACCCUAGCUUUUAGCCUUUAUUUUUGGAUAGUGGCAUUUUUCUACUGGCGACGCCUUCUCUGGGAACACAAUCCCGAAAACGACGACUGAGGCGAAGGGGUAUCGUUAAUUCUGGAUCUUGAGUGUUUAUUCUGCGCUCUUGUGUUGGUUUUUGCGCUAUGUACGCUAUUUUCUGUUUUGGCCCUAAUUUCACACUAAUUUGUAAAUUUGCCUUUAAUGCCAAAGACAAAGAGAAAAACGAAAAGAGCAAAGUUCCGCAAAUUGUUUGUACAGAGAAAUAUAUUUUGUAUUCAUCACU
This is a messenger RNA of Drosophila melanogaster (fruit fly), 635 nucleotides long. RefSeq lists its product as uncharacterized. Lineage: Eukaryota; Metazoa; Arthropoda; Insecta; Diptera; Drosophilidae. The transcript is spliced from 4 exons. Bases 164 to 427 code for a protein of 87 amino acids. The record is from RefSeq and is marked reviewed.